AUGUCCAAUCGCCUGAACAACUUGCUGACCCACAUCGCGACGAAGGAGUCGGAUGGCGAAGAGAUGCACCACAUCAAGCAGCGCCUGGCCCUCGCGACGCUGGCCACGCAGUUCAACAUGGGAAUGGACCGCCUGAAGAUGAUGACUAUGUAUAUGAUCCACGAGAUGAUCGAGGGUCUUGAGGGCCGCCCGAGCACGAUUCGCAUGUUGCCGUCCUUCGUGUACAAGUCUGACGCCUCGAACGCAGCUGGCGUAUUUUACGCACUCGAUCUCGGCGGCACGAACUUCCGAGUGCUCCGUGUGUGUGUGGAGGGCGGUAAGGUGGUUCAGCGCGUGGACUCCAAGUACGUGAUUCCCACCUCUGCGCUCACGGGGACGGCCGACGACCUCUUUGGCUUCAUCGCGAAAAGCGUGAAGACGAUGAUGUCCGAGAAGGCGCCUGAGGACCUCCAGAAGGCGUUGCCCAUGGGCUUCACUUUCAGCUUCCCUUGUGAGCUCAAGAGCAUCGACUCCGGUGUGCUCAUCAAGUGGACCAAGGGCUUCUCCACGGAGGGUGUGGUGGGGAAGGACGUCGCGCAGCUGCUGCGAGGCGCGUUCAGGAAGCUGGGCGUCCAAAUGAACGUGGUGGCGGUCUGCAAUGACACCGUCGGCACUCUUAUCGCGCGCUAUUUCUCCGAUGAGAACGCGCAGGUUGGCGUGAUCGUCGGCACAGGGUCCAACGCGUGCUACUUCGAGCGCAGCGCGGCCGUCACCAAGGAUCCCGCCGUGGCCGCUCAUGGCGACCGCAUGACGGCCAUUAACAUGGAGUGCGGCAACUUCGACUCCAAGUACAGGUACGUUCUGCCCAUCACCAAAUACGACGAGCUGGUCGACGAAAGGUCGCUCAACCCGGACAACCAGCUUCAGGAGAAGAUCGUUUCCGGCAUGUACCUUGGCGAGAUCGCGCGCUACAUGAUAGUGCAGUUGUCUGAGAUCGGAUGCCUGUCCCCCAGCCUGGCCAGUGCGAUGUCCAAGCCGAUGUCCUUCGAGACCAAGUACAUGGGCAUGAUCACGGGUGACCAGGGACCCGGUCUUCAGUUCACGCGCAGGCUGAUCAAGAAGGUGACGGGUGUGGAUCUCACCGACCUGUCGGAUCUAAGGACGAUUCGCGAGGUCUGCCGCCUCGUGCGUAACCGAUCUGCCCAGCAGGCGGCCAUGCUCACCAGCGCCCCACUGCUCAAGACACACAUGCAGGGCCUCGCGACGGUUGCGGUGGACGGCUCUGUCUAUGAGAAGAUGCCAUCCUUCCAGCGGCUGUAUCAGGACAACGUGAACGCCAUCCUGGGCAAGGAAUCCAAGGCGACGCUGGUGCUGCAGAAGGACGGCAGCGGUCUGGGUGCGACGAUGAUUGCCGCCCUCACUGUCUCCAUGAAGUAG
Molecule: messenger RNA, 1416 nt
Organism: Phytomonas sp. EM1
Lineage: Eukaryota; Euglenozoa; Kinetoplastea; Trypanosomatida; Trypanosomatidae
Source: the annotation of a GenBank genome assembly